CGCGCAUAUAAAACAAGAAUUCCGAAAUUUUGGAAUUUUGCCAUUUUUUUCUUUCACAAGCAGCCCACUCUCCCGCUGACAAAGUGAAAUUAAAUAUAUUAUUAAAUAGAACAAGAACACAAACAAACAUAGCAGCCCUGCAAUCCACAAUUUUUGAUGUUCCUCAGCCGUUUCACGUUCGUAUAAAUAAAGCUUGCGUCCUGUAUUUGAUACUAUUUGCAAUCUAACUUUGCAAGCUAAAGGUUCUAGUACGACCAUAUUUCAGUCGAAGAUAAUUUAAAGUUAUUUUUUUCCAAAAAUGUCCAAAUUGAUCGUGUGUUUUGCUCUGCUCUUGGCCGCCAUCUGCUGUUUGUCCCUCACACAGGCCGCUCCCGCGGAACAGCUGCUUGACUGGAAGACGGCGAUUGAGAAGAUCAUUUCUGCUUAUGAAAGCAAAUAUCCUGGACCAUCUAAGCGCUAUCCAAUUGAGGUCGCCCAUGUUAUUGACCCUAAAUACUACAGCCCCAAUUUGUAAAUUCAAUUGGUUUAGCUGUUGGACUGUUCGUAAUGAGUGUCCAUAGUUGUUGUAUGUAUGUGUUCGCACCUUAAGGCUUAAUGUACCUAAAAUAAU
This is a messenger RNA of Anastrepha obliqua, 610 nucleotides long. RefSeq lists its product as uncharacterized. The coding region runs from base 299 to 514 and encodes 71 amino acids. The record is from RefSeq and is a predicted model, not a curated record. Lineage: Eukaryota; Metazoa; Arthropoda; Insecta; Diptera; Tephritidae. The transcript is spliced from 2 exons.